This is a messenger RNA of Meloidogyne enterolobii, 528 nucleotides long. The record is from the annotation of a GenBank genome assembly. NCBI's taxonomy places the organism in Eukaryota, Metazoa, Nematoda, Chromadorea, Rhabditida, Meloidogynidae.
UUUUUUUUUCUCCAGAGAGAAAAUUCUCGCAAGAUUUUGUUUUUGUUUUCCAUUAAUUUGACAGAUUUUUUUUAGGUUUUUUAAAGAUUUUCUUAUUAAUUUAUUUAAAAAAUGGUUUCUCCGCCUACUGAGGAAAUUAUGCGUAAAAGACUUAUGAGUGUUAAUUCUACCCAAGAAUCAGUUCAAACUUGUUCAAAAUGGUUGCUUCAUCAUAGAGAAUCUAUUGAUAAAAUAGCCAAUUGUUGGAUGGAUAUUUACAAACAAACAAACGAUAAACUCCGAAUCGCUCUAAUUUAUGUGCUUAAUGAUGUUGUACAAAAAGCAGCUUGUAAACGUGACAUUAAUGUUACUUUAACCUUUCAUCCUCAUUUAAUUAAUGCAACAACAAUUUCUAGUGUAACUGUUAAAAAGGCCAUUUCUCGCUGUGUUGAAGUUUUCGGAGAAAGAAAUGUUUAUCCGGCUCAUAUAAUUGAGGAAAUGAAGACGGCAUUAGGUAAGCUAAUUUUAAAAGGAACUUUUAUUGGAUAA